Messenger RNA from Trichoderma breve, 4407 nucleotides. RefSeq names its product micro-tubular organizer mto1 c-term mto2-binding region domain-containing protein. The record is from RefSeq and is a predicted model, not a curated record. The transcript has 3 exons. Gene Ontology annotation, cellular component: microtubule organizing center. Lineage: Eukaryota; Fungi; Ascomycota; Sordariomycetes; Hypocreales; Hypocreaceae. The coding region runs from base 1 to 4407 and encodes 1468 amino acids.
AUGGCUGGCGUGGAUGAGAACACCGCCCAGGAGCCUGAAUCGCUCCCCUCCACCUCCCGGCGCGUCCCAACCGACAAUGGCCAGACAGCAAACCCGACGACGAUGAGCGCGCGCUCGCGAUCCGACCAGCAGGAGAAUGCGCCGGCGCCUCCCAAACAUGCUUCGAUCCCCCCUAAUCCGACCAGCAGGCUCUCCCCAGCGUCGGCGCAAGCUUCCUCUCGGCCCAAAGCUGGCGGGGGUUCGCCCGCGGGCCAAGGAGACCUCAGCUAUUUCGAGACGACCGCUUUGGAGCCGACGCUGAACCCGGACGACACCAUCUCGGAGGACCAAGUCAGAGAACAUCUUAAGGAUAUGGAGUCGAGCUUCCUCCCGUCGUUGUCGCCAAUCCCUACCGGCUCUGCGAGUGCUGGGGCGACCGCCGAUGACAGCUUCGUCUUCGACUCGCCCGCCAAACGAUCUGCGCAGCCUUCUAGGAGCUCUGCCCGGCCCGAGUCGUCGCAGUCCAGACCGCAGCUGAGAUACGAUUCGAGCUACAAAUCGAGACCGGAGUACACAAACGAGUUUGAGUUCAAUCCGGAAUCUGAAGAUGAUUUGACUAGAGCGAGCAACACCACAUCCAGUCUGGAGAGGUUUGACUCCUCGCCUGCAGCAGCAGCUGCCGCUCGUAACAUCUCCCGCAGCACGAGCAAACAAAACACUCCCAAGGUCCCACAACAAGAGAACGACAGAAACGGACAGGACGAUUCCCUUGUGUUUAGCACCGAUGGCCCUACUGGGCUUGCCCUGCGCAACAAGCGCCCCAAGUAUGUGCGCAGUGGCCGCUUCAGCAGCCAGCGAUCCUCGACCUCGUCCUUUGUGACCAAUCCCGAAUCGCAGGAAGACAGUGAUGCCACUGUGGGCACUGUAGGGCUAGGACUCGACUAUGCGCUGCAUUCCGGCGGAGCGGUUCCAAAUACGGGCAUGUCGCGAUCUCCCUCUAAUUUAUUGCGAACUAUAAGCAUGGGCAGUAUGACCUCUGGCCUCGGUACUGAUGAGUUUGGCGACAAUACGCGCCAGCUGGAACCGCUGGCCGAGGUGGACACUCCCACCCGAGGAAGAGAGAGCAAUUACAAGAUGGUGACACCAAAGGCCAAAGAUAGCAUCAGCACAGCUCCUACGGAUACCGUCAUAGCCCAACACGUUAAGAACGUCCACGUCCCGGAUUCGGUUGCGAAAGAGUUCAAAUUCCAAAAUGGCCUACAAACUCCACGAUUGUCUGGCUCUACUGCCACCGCAAUUAACAGCUCCAAGGCUACGGGUAAAGGCACUGGCAAGACCUGGACGCUAAAGGAGCAGAGCAGUACCAUUGAGAGACUCUCUAAAGAAAAUUUUGACCUGAAACUCAAAGUCAUGUUCUUGAGCAAAAGGCUCGACACCUUGUCGGAAGAAGGUCUUAAGGAGAUGAUAUCCGAGAACGUUGAGCUGAGAACGAAUCUCGCAAUAACGACGCGAGACAACAAGAUUCUGCGGAAACGAGUCAAGGAACUAGAAAAGAAGGAGAAGGAAGAUGAAGAGAGACCGAGCACUGCUCGCAGCGGUGCCUCCUCGACGGACCAAACCGCCAAGAUGUACAACGAGGAGGCUCAAGAGCGGGAAGAGGAGCUCAUGUUCUUGCGAGAGCGCGUCGAAACCUACGCCACUGAGAUUGAAAGGCUUCGGAGUGAGACUCAGGAUAGAGAGUCGGAGAAGAAGAAACUGUCGGAUAUUGUCAAGACGCUCGGCGAGCGGUCUGGAAGCGACGCUUUCGGCCGCCAGGAGGAAGCAGACGUCUGGAAGGACUUGUUGGAGCAGGAGACUGCGCGCAGAGAGCAGUCGGAUGAGGACAACAGGAAACUACGGGAUGAAGUGUUCCGCCUCAAGAAGGAGAUGUCUGGCGCUGGUUCGGGCAUGCUGCAUCAUACGACCAACAUUUACAACAUCACCAAGAAACCACGAGACCGAGGUGCUUCUCCGGGCAGGCCCAUGUCCAGCGUGUCUGGCGAUGCGGACGGAUCUCACGCCAACUUCAGUGCGGCCAGUACCUUGGUCGACGAAUUGCGGCGGGAGAGCGAGCAGCUGCGCCACGAGAAUGCUGAACUUCGUCAACGCCUGUAUCAGGAAAUUGAGGACCUCAAGAUGGCUCAGCGACGUGGUGGUCCUGCUCCCUCCACUAUUGACAGUCUCCUGGAGCGAUCUGCGUCUCGUGCAGGCGCCCUUGAGAGACCGAGCUCGAGAAAUAGUGUUCGGACUAGGCAGCUGACAGCGGAGGAUGAGGCAGAGCGCGAGGAAAUGGAAAACAAAAUGGCCGAGCUGCGCGACAAAGUUAGCGAGGUGAAACUGCAGAACCAGGACCUGCAGCGGGAGUUGGAGAGCUGCAUGGCCGACUUUGAGCUUGCCAUUAACCAGAAGCGCGAGGCGGAUGAGGCCCUCAUGAGCAUGCAGGAAGAGCUCGACAACGCGACCAACGACUUGAUUGCGCUGCAGUCAGAGCGCGACGAAGCAUUGAGAGAGCAUGGCGAGAUGGAGGCCAACUUUGAGGACCUUCGCAGUGAGGCUCAGGCGGAGAUUGAUGCGCUAGAGGCGGAAGUUCAGCGGCUGCAGGCUGAUUUGAGUGACAGAUCCGAAAACUUUGAGAGCUUGCAGAAGGAGAUGCGACAGAUGAGCGAAGCCCUCCUUGGCCUUGAAGACGAGCAGGAGCACAAGCUUCAGCACAUUCAGCAGCUUGAAGAGGAGCAGGCUAACCAGACACACCGCAUCCAACACUUGGAGCAGGAGCAAGAAUCUUCCAACAAGGAGCUGGAGGAAUUGGAGCAGAAGCUACUGGAAUCCAACGAAAAGAACCAACGCCUUUCCGUCCAACAGGAGUCAUCCCAGGGCGAGAUUUCGUUCCUUCGGGAAGAGCAGGAGGCGGACAAGAUUCGCAUUGGUGAUCUAGAGGCGGCCCUUUCUAACUUGGAGAGAAGCUUGGAAGAUGAAAAAGAGCGAGUCAAGGAGCUGGAUAACCGGAUGCAAGAGGAGCGCGCCCAAUGGGAGGAUGUUACCACCAAGAAGGAUGCCGAUGUCCAGCAGAUAUUUGCCAACCUUCAACGAGAGAAUGCCAGCGCCAAGGACGAGGUCAAGCGGCUGCGUAAAAGCUUGUCAUCUCGUGAGGUUGAGGCAACCGAGUGGAAGGAGAGGCUGCUGGAGCUGGAGAAUAACUUGAGGGAAGCUUUGGGUGACCUGAACGGCACCCGCUCUUCGCUGCUAAAGUCUAUUGCACGGAUGCAGCGUGAGCUUGAGAACACUGUUCGUGAACUUGACACGUCUAAGGCGGCAUUGGUCGAGAAGGACCGUAUCAUUAAGCAGCGCGAUUCACUAUUGGAGUCGCAUGCCCUGGAAACUCGCAAAAUCACCGAGCUACUUGAAAAGGAGCGGGUUGCCCACCGCAAUACCAAGUCCCAAUUCGAGUCGUUCCAGAAGACGCACCAGCAUCUCACUCGAACGGCCAGCACGCAAGAUGUCCGUAUUAGCGAACUGGAAGCUACUAGAGGCCAAGAUCGCCGGAAGCUUGCCGUGUUGGAGCAGACUGCCCGCGAGCAGCUGCUGGAGAGGAACGAGCUGCUACUUCUUCUGUGGCACAAGCUAAGUACGCUCUGCGGCCGAGAGUGGGCCAACAACAACACACUCGUGGACCGGCAAGUUGUGCCGACGCUUGAAGUCAUUGCGAGUCGCCUGCCGGGAUUUACCAAGAAUCUCUUGUCCGCUGUUAAGACCAUUGAGGGCAUGUUCGCGGCGCUGCAGACAAAGAUCAAGUCAGUUGAGAAGGACCUCUAUCGCGAGUACCAAGCUCUCGAGAACAACCUGGAUGUGCGAAUCAAGAAGCUUGAUCGGCUAGAGACCAUGGUUCGCAACUCCGUUGCCACUGGGUCGCUGGGCUCUCAUGAGGCGUCCAGCCGGAUGCUACGUCUCGAAGAGGCAUAUCGUCAGCUCAAAGUGGAGAAUGCCACACUGAGGACUGCUAAUGAUGUUCGUGCUCGUGCGGCUCAUCAAAUUCCUGGAGCAGGCUCCGAGGCCAGUGCCGGUUCGCCGUCGGCUUCCCGAGGAACUGGCGAUCGUCCUUCCAAGAGCAGGGCGUCAUCUGCCGUGCGUGCUCCGUCCGCCUCUGGAAUUCCAGUAUCGUCGUCAAGGGCUGGGCUCGGCCUCAUGGAUGCGUCAAAUUCCGACGGGUCGGCUAGCAACAACGACAAUCGCUGGCUACUCAGGCUCCGGGAUAUGGAGUACAAGCUGAAGAUGGAGCGAGAAGGGCGCAACCAGGACAGGCAGGCGGCAAGGCAGCGACUCGGCGGCUUGGAGACUGAAAACAGAGAUUUGAGAGAAAAGGUGAGGCGCGCAAACCAAGAUACCGAGUAA